CCGGAGGAAGAGGGCGAAACGCUGUGCCGGCACGAGGAAAGGGGUUAGCUGUCCUCGUCGUGGAGCAGCAUCCCCAGGUGCUGGCAUGCAGGAAUUCGAAGUGUUAGCAGAGGAAUGUACGACACGGUUAAAAAACCAAACCAAAUCAACCAGCCAACCAAACAAAAAAAACUACAAAACAACUCAAGUAAAAAAAAAUCGAUCAGUGGCCAAAAGUGCAUGGAAAUCCAGCAUCGGCAUUUUAGAGUUUGCAAGCUUCUGACCUCUGGGACCAGGGAUUCAUUAAAAGAGACUUAGGUUUGCAUCGAGAGGGGAGCAGAAGCGCAUUAAAACUGACCAGUUGAUGCAAGGAGAGGAAGGAAUCACCGGCGGCUGGAAAUAAAGGCCGACGCUUGUUUUUGCAUCGCCGCUGACAGAGGUGCAUUGCUCCCGGCCGGGGAACAGGGUUCGGAGGGGACUGCUGAAGCCUCGGCUCCAGCCGGGAGAUCCGCAUGUGCCCGCCGUCCCCCGCCCACGGGCCGCCUCGGCUACAAGGCCGCGGCGAGAGGCGGCUCAGACCCGUCCUACGGCCGCAGGCUGGAAGGAGCGAGGCCGCGGGGAGAGCCGCGACGAGGCUGUGCCGGAAUCCCUUAACAGCAGACGCCAGCUGGGAAGUACCUCAGCUGUAGGGCAAAAUACAAGGACAUAAGCUACUGACUUCCUUUUAGCAUCAGGACCAGACAUACUACCCUACGCAGUCAAUUAAGAGCAACUGAAAACCACAUCUCAGAAAAGCUGGUCAACCAGUUACAUCAGUGGACAUCUUUUGUAAAUCACAUUUUAUGUACUUCUGCUGAGAUCCUUUUUCUACCUACCUACCGCAUGGUUCUAUAUUACUUAUUGGGCACUGAUGGUAGCCUCCAGAAAGUGCAGCUUCAAAUGGUCAGCCUCAUUCUUUAGCAAGAAGAAAAUCUGGAUACUGGAUAGCAACAACGUCUUCAGAGAAAAUGGUAUACGAAGGGAAACGAUUGGUUUCCUGCCAUUGUUUCUUCCUGUUAACAGCCAAAUUCUACUGGAUACUCACUCUGAUGCAAAGAACUCAUGGCCAGGAAUAUGCCCACUCCAUCCGACUGGAUGGGGACAUCAUCUUGGGAGGACUGUUCCCUGUUCAUGCAAAAGGGGAUAGAGGGGUGGCUUGUGGGGAGCUCAAGAAGGAGAAGGGGAUCCACAGACUAGAGGCAAUGCUGUAUGCAGUUGAUCAGAUUAAUAAAGACCCUGAUCUUCUUGCCAAUAUCACCUUAGGUGUCCGGAUCCUUGAUACAUGUUCCAGGGACACUUAUGCAUUGGAGCAGUCCUUAACAUUUGUGCAAGCAUUGAUAGAAAAAGAUGGUUCAGACGUGAAGUGUGCAAACGGUGACCCACCUAUUUUCACUAAGCCAGACAAGAUAUCAGGUGUGAUAGGUGCUGCAGCAAGUUCUGUGUCCAUUAUGGUCGCAAAUAUUUUAAGACUUUUUAAGAUACCUCAAAUCAGCUAUGCAUCUACAGCUCCAGAACUGAGCGAUAACACCAGGUAUGACUACUUCUCUCGAGUGGUCCCACCGGACUCCUACCAAGCACAGGCCAUGGUGGACAUCGUGACAGCCCUUGGGUGGAACUACGUCUCGACGCUGGCUUCUGAAGGCAACUAUGGAGAGAGUGGUGUGGAGGCGUUCACCCAGAUCUCCAGAGAAAUUGGAGGUGUUUGCAUUGCUCAGUCACUCAAAAUCCCUCGGGAACCAAGACCAGGAGAAUUUGAAAAGAUCAUCAAGCGCUUGUUGGAAACUCCAAAUGCUCGAGCAGUGAUCAUGUUUGCGAACGAAGAUGAUAUUAGGCGAAUACUUGAAGCAGCAAAAAAAGCUAAUCAGUCUGGACAUUUCCUCUGGAUUGGCUCAGACAGCUGGGGGUCAAAAAUUUCACCAGUUCAGCAGCAAGAGGAGAUUGCGGAAGGAGCAGUAACCAUUCUACCCAAAAGAACAUCAAUAGAUGGAUUCGAUAGAUAUUUUCGGAGCAGAACACUUGCUAACAAUCGAAGAAAUGUCUGGUUUGCAGAAUUUUGGGAGGAGAACUUUGGAUGCAAGUUAGGAUCACAUGGAAAAAGAAAUAGCAAUAUCAAGAAAUGCACAGGCUUAGAAAGAAUUGCAAGAGAUUCAGCCUAUGAGCAAGAAGGAAAAGUUCAGUUUGUCAUUGAUGCAGUGUAUUCCAUGGCCUAUGCACUACACAACAUGCAUAAAGAUCUCUGUCCUGGAUAUAUUGGUCUAUGCCCAAGGAUGAGCACAACUGAUGGUAAAGAACUACUUAGCUAUAUCCGGGCAGUAAACUUUAAUGGGAGUGCUGGAACACCUGUUGUCUUCAAUGAAAAUGGAGAUGCUCCUGGGCGCUAUGAUAUUUUUCAGUAUCAAAUCACCAACAAGAGUACAGAAUACAAAGUAAUUGGUCAGUGGAGUAACCAACUUCAUCUAAAUGUAGAAGACAUGCAGUGGGCUAACAGAGAACGUACUCAUCCAGCAUCUGUCUGCAGCCUGCCCUGUAAAGCUGGGGAAAGAAAGAAAACUGUGAAGGGAGUGCCCUGCUGCUGGCACUGUGAACGCUGUGAGGGGUACCAUUACCAGGUGGAUGAAUUCAACUGUGAACUGUGCCCCAUUAAUAAGAGACCAAAUGCCAACCGUACGGAUUGCCAGCUUAUCCCUAUAAUCAAACUGGAGUGGCAUUCUCCUUGGGCCAUUGUGCCCGUCUUCAUAGCUAUUCUUGGUAUAAUUGCUACCACCUUUGUGAUUGUGACAUUUGUCCGGUACAAUGACACACCGAUCGUCAGGGCCUCUGGCCGGGAGCUCAGCUAUGUGCUCUUGACUGGGAUUUUUCUCUGUUACUCCAUUACUUUUUUAAUGAUUGCAGCUCCAGAUACAGUGGUCUGCUCAUUUCGAAGGAUCUUUUUAGGACUUGGCAUGUGUUUCAGCUAUGCUGCCUUGCUUACCAAAACAAACAGGAUUCACAGAAUAUUUGAACAAGGCAAAAAAUCUGUCACAGCUCCCAAAUUUAUUAGUCCAGCUUCCCAGCUGGUGAUCACUUUCAGCCUCAUAUCCGUGCAGCUUAUUGGAGUCUUCAUCUGGUUUGGUAUCGAUCCGCCUCAUACCAUCGUAGACUACGGAGAGCAGAGGACACUUGACCCAGAAAAUGCCAGGGGAGUCCUCAAAUGUGACAUUUCAGAUCUUUCUCUCAUUUGUUCCCUUGGAUAUAGUAUUCUCCUGAUGGUUACAUGCACUGUUUAUGCUAUUAAAACAAGAGGGGUUCCAGAGACCUUCAAUGAAGCAAAACCCAUCGGAUUUACUAUGUACACAACCUGCAUAAUUUGGUUAGCUUUUAUUCCAAUCUUUUUUGGUACGGCCCAGUCAGCAGAGAAGAUGUACAUCCAGACAACUACACUUACUAUCUCCAUGAGUUUAAGUGCUUCUGUGUCUCUGGGCAUGCUCUACAUGCCCAAGGUUUAUAUUAUCAUUUUUCAUCCAGAGCAGAAUGUUCAAAAACGGAAGCGGAGCUUCAAGGCUGUUGUGACAGCUGCUACAAUGCAAAGCAAACUGACCCAAAAAGGAAAUGACAGACCAAAUGGCGAGGUCAAGACUGAACUGUGUGAAAGUCUUGAAACCAACACCUCCUCUACCAAGACAACUUAUGUCAGUUACAGCAAUCAGGCAAACUGAGCAGGGAUGAAAUUUACUGGAAGAUCUGCAGGAUUGGAUCUUGCAAACAUAGACUUUACCACUACCAGAAUUCAGUCCUGAAAAUGUCAGUAGACUACAUUCAAAUAAAUAGUCAGUCUCCUAAAGAACAAGGAUUAAACAAGAGGCAAAAGGCAAAAAGAGACAGGGGAAGGAAAAGUCCAGUUUUAUAACAUAGAGGCAGAGUGUCAAGCUUCUGAACUGUUCACUCACAAAAGGAAGCAAAUCACAAAAGGAAAACAAAUGUUAGCUUGUGAAAAAAAAUGCUGUUGAAAUAAAUCAUGUCUGAUGUUAUAUUUGUAAGUACUUUUUUGUGACUGUGACAAUUUCCUUUCCUGUCCUACAUUGUUCAACUCGUAAAAGAAGAUGAGUUUGUUUCUUGUGACGGCUGACUGAAUUAAGUCCUGGGUUAUGCUAAAAUAAAUGCAAUGGUCAACGCAUGCUAAUUUUUAUACAAAAUAAUUUAUUUCUAAUAAUAAAGGAAUGUUUUGCAAAUGUU
Molecule: messenger RNA, 4230 nt
Organism: Pseudopipra pipra
Lineage: Eukaryota; Metazoa; Chordata; Aves; Passeriformes; Pipridae
Gene: GRM8
Product: glutamate metabotropic receptor 8
Exons: 11
Coding region: 987-3713 (908 amino acids)
Biological process (GO): regulation of synaptic transmission, glutamatergic; G protein-coupled glutamate receptor signaling pathway
Cellular component (GO): plasma membrane
Molecular function (GO): group III metabotropic glutamate receptor activity
Source: RefSeq, a predicted model, not a curated record